Messenger RNA from Centropristis striata (black sea bass), 7050 nucleotides. RefSeq names its product calmodulin regulated spectrin-associated protein 1a (gene camsap1a). NCBI's taxonomy places the organism in Eukaryota, Metazoa, Chordata, Actinopteri, Perciformes, Serranidae. Bases 401 to 5068 code for a protein of 1555 amino acids. Gene Ontology annotation, molecular function: calmodulin binding; microtubule minus-end binding; spectrin binding. Gene Ontology annotation, biological process: cytoplasmic microtubule organization; neuron projection development; negative regulation of microtubule depolymerization. The record is from RefSeq and is a predicted model, not a curated record. The transcript has 19 exons. Gene Ontology annotation, cellular component: microtubule minus-end.
GGACAGGUGAGCCGCAGCCCAGCGGACGGGAUAACAUUGGUCCCCAUAGAGACAGGCUCCUACAACACCGUUAGACCCGCUAGUCCUCUCUCAGAGGGCGGCGACAGCCUCCGAAUGAACCAGCCGGCUUUUGGACGUUAUUAAUUUCCUCGAAAACAGACUUCCGGAUGGUUGCCAAUCAGAUUUUUUUCUUAUUAUUGGAUUAACGGCCAGCCAGCAGUCACCAGCCAGCAGCCGCAGCAGCUUUAUCCUGAGAGGCCGGAGAUUUGUGUCUCUGGACGGGGAGGAGUCCUCUGUUAUUUCACCACUAUAGCUGAAGCCAGGGCCAGCAUGUCGGACAUUUAUUAACAACACAUCUCAGACACAAGGCUGCUGACGGCACCCAAUGCGCUCUUAGAGGAUGGAUGUGGAGGUGAGUGCUGGCAGGGACAGCACCUGGAGGAGAGCAGCGGCAGCAGCAGCAGAUGAUGCAGGUGGAGGAGGCAUGGAGGCUCAGGUCGUACCUCUGGAGCUCUACGACUCUGCCAGAGCCAAAAUAGACGCAAAUCUCCGCUGGCUGUUCGCCAAAGCUUAUGGUAUAGAUCACAUUCCUGCAGACCUGCGGGACCCCUUCUAUACCGACCAGUAUGAGCAGGAACACAUCAAGCCCCUCAUCAUUCGCCUGCUGCUGUCUGGAGAGCUCUACUGCCGGGUGUGUGGCCUCAUCCUGCACGCGGAGCAGGCCGCUGCUCUCCAGAGCCACCAGACUGUCAUCCAGGCCCUGUCCAGGAAAGGCAUCUACGUCCUGGAAUCAGACAACACACCUGUCUCUGAGCUGGACCUCAGCUCAGCUCCCAUCAAGAUGAGCUCCCACGUGCACCUCAUCGAUGCCCUGAUGACGGCCUAUAUAGUGGAGAUGAUCAGCAUCGAGAAGGUGGUGUCCAGUGUGAAGCGUUUCUCAAACUUCAGUGCCUCCAAGGAGCUGCCUUUUGAUCUACAGGACGCCAUGGUCUUUUGGAUCAACAAGGUGAAUAUAAAGAUGAGGGAGAUCGUAGAAAAAGAGCUGAAAAUGAAGCAACAUUUGCUGGAGUCCCCCAGCCACCAGAAGUCUCCCUCCAAAUGGUAUUGGAAGCUAGUACCUGUUCGUUACCGCAGAGAUCACCUGUCAGGCCGGACGCUGCAGCACUUCCCCCUGUUGGAUGACUUGUUGAAGGAUGUGAGUGACGGCACGGCUCUGCUGGCUGUGAUCCACUUCUACUGCCCAGAACUCAUAAGGCUGGAAGAUAUCUGUCUGAAGGAGGUCCCCUCCAUAGCAGACAGCAUGUACAACAUCCAGCUCCUGCAGGAGUUUUCUAAUGAAUACCUGAACAAAUGCUUCUAUCUGAAACCUGAGGACAUGUUGUAUUCUCCGCCAGUACUGAAGAAUAACGUGAUGGUCUUCAUCGCUGAGCUCUUCUGGUGGUUUGAGAGUGUGAAGCCAGACUUUGUGCAGCCCAGGGACCUACAUGAAAUCAGAGAUGUGAGAUUGCUGCUGCAGCCUAAGAGUUCACGACCCCAUAUUCCCAUCUCCAACGUCACCAAGCGUAGUUUCCUGACAUCAUCACACUCUGCUGACGUCUUGGCCACACCCCCGAGCCCCGACCUCAGCUCUAAACAAAACCCCUUAAGCCCAUCCCACUCCUUACUGCCCCUGAGACAGAGACAACAGAAGGUGGCUGAGGAGAGCACUUCAGAGCUGCGAAAUAGGUCAAACUCUGUGACGCGUGACACGCAGCAUCAGGGCUCAAUACUGGCCUGGCCAGAGAGGAGGCCGAGGCCUGUAUCCCAGCCGGUGCCCUACGCCCUGCAUUAUCCUUUGGAGGAAGACGCAGACAGCAUUAGCCUCGCUCGCUCCAUCAGCAAAGACAGCCUGGCUUCCAACAAAAUGUGCAUUACUCCAAAACACAUGCUGGGUCCACAUCUGCCACAACACAGACUCAGCGGUCAAAGCCUGCUCAGUCACAUGCGCAUAGAGGAUGAAGAGGAAGAAAUAGAAGAGGAGGAGCUGGUCGCUGUAAUCCACCCAUCUGCAUUUUCCCGCCACCGACUUGGUAGUGACAUGGAGCAGGAUGAGCUAGAAAUCCCGGGUGCAACCUUGAGGGUUUCUAAUGCACGUUGCUCUCCCCGCCUCGACAUGGGUCCCUUCACACCCGACCACCCUACAGACAGCUACUAUCUGGAGCCUCUGAUGCCAGCCGUCCCUAAGCCAGCCAAAGAGAAGAGCAUCAGUUUGAACAAGGAGGAGGAGAGCGGUGAAGGGCGCUGUAGAGCAGCAGCAGCCACCAGGAAAACACCCACCAACCUCUCAAGCACCUCACAGAGAAAAGCCCCUGCAUCUGAGUCAAACAGAAAUACCUUUACGCCCAUACAUGAGGCAGAAUCAGUCCCCAGCUCUCUCAGGCCUCCCACAGAGGGGUCAGCAGGCACCUCUCAGUCUGAGAAGAAACAGUCCCCAGGCUUUUUCCUUCAUUCAUCAGGAGAGCCAGACCGCCAGAGUCCUUUCUCCUCCGGGCUGGAGGUAGGACUUGACUCUGACUCUGACAUUGCAGACCUUGAGGAAGACGAGGAGGAGGAGGGUCAGAUGGAGCUGAUUAAAGAGGUGGUUAGGAGAGGAAAGGGGAAAUACUUAGAGCAGGGAGAGAUGUGUGAAUUUAUAGAGGGAGAGGGUGAGUCAGCCAAACUAAGAGAAGACCUGAAGGACAGUGAACGGGACGAUAAGGAAGGCGGCAGUGGGCGCUCGAGCCCUUGCCUCAGCACCAUAUCGUGGGCGAGCAGCUGCAGCGCUUCAGGAAGCACCAGCGUCAAGAUGACCAGCUUUGCAGAGAGAAAGCUCCUUAAACUUGGCCUGCGUGAUGGAUUCUCAAGUACCAGCAGCUCUCAGAAGACCACACCAGAUGGUUCUGAGGUUGCACCAUUUCCCCCCUGGCAGCUGAGGAGCGACAGCACCUCUGGCUGGCUGGGGAAGGAGCCGAGCUCUGUGUUUGGGAAGACUCUAACAGUGAGUCCCCCCGUAGUGCCUUCAGAGCUGCUGCAACUUCACAUGCAGCUGGAAGAGCAAAGACGUGCUAUUGAGUAUCAGAAAAAGAAGAUGGAGACCCUUUCAGCACGGCAGCGACUAAAGCUCGGGAAAGCCGCGUUCUUGAACAUCGUUAAGAAGGGCGGAGGGAAGAGUGACACGCUUCCCCUGCCGCUGAAACACUCCCAGACGUCCUCAGAACUAGCUGACAGGAGUAAAGCGAAGACCCAGUCAUGCAAGGAUGACUCUUGUCUUGAGGCUAUGAAAGUGCAGGCAAAAGCAGGUCAAACAGAGGCGGGGCAGAUGAACAAAAACAACAGGUUGAACACCCUAUCCCAGGACAACGGGGCUGAGCCUGACUUGAAUGAGUGUUCCCACUCCAUAGAUCUUCUCAACGAAGCUAUUAGUUCCAUUCAGCAGCAGAUGAUGCAGCUGUCUUUGCAGCAGGACCUGCUGAUGAAGCGCGUGGUGUCGCCUCCAGAACAUGCAGAAUCAAGCCCGAGCACAACCCUGAACACAACACAAUCACCACCCUCUACCUCAGACUCCAGAUCUUUUGCAGUUCACUUUGUAGAUAUCAGCGGCAGCAACACUGCCCCGGCUCGCCGUCCUCCAAAGCUCAGCUCCAGCCAACGCAGCAAAGCCUCGGAGCAAAAACAAAAUAGAGAGAACAGCAAAACGGCUUCUAUAAAGUCUAACACUCAGUCCCCGGAGUGCAGAGAAAAUUCUGCUGGAUUCCAGGAGAGGAGUAAUAUUGAGAGCACAAGGAUUAAAAGAAACACCACCUUCAGAGUCCGAGAGGAUUCAGACAAACGCAGCAGUGAGGGCACUGGGUGCCUCUUUGACACUACAUUGAUGUCCCCCUCACAGACUGCAGAAGAAGAGGAGGAAACAGUUGCCAAUUCAGGGAAAGAGGCUGCGAGUGGAGAUGAGAAUGCCAGGGCCAAGGGUCUUCUGAUCGAGGUGGACCUAUCAGAGAUUAAGGAUCCAGCGGAGGACGGCAGUGCAGACGUUAUGGACUGCACAGCAGAAGGCGAGCAGAAGAAUGUGCUGGGUUUCUUCUUUAAGGAUGACGAGAAAGCAGAGGAUGAAAUGGCGAAACGUCGUGCCGCUUUCCUCCUCAAACAGCAACGUAAAGCCGAAGAGGCGAGACUGCGCAAACAGCAGCAAGAAGUUGAAAGUGAGGUCAAACGUGAUGAGAUCAGGCGUAAGGCAGAAGAGGACCGUGUUCGUAAGGAGGAGGAGAAGGCACGACGAGAGCUAAUUAAGCAGGAAUACCUGCAGAGGAAGCAGCAAGCGCUGAUGGAAGAGCAAGGUCUGGUCAAGCCUCGCCCACGGACUAAAUCCCGCAGGAGCAGGCCUAAAUCACUGCACCGUGAGGAAUCCAGCGGCCUAUCCAAGGGAUCCACCACACCUGAUCUGAGCUGCAGUUAUCGAGGAUCAACGCUUUCUUUGGCGACUGAGGCGGACAGCGUCAUCUCUGGAGGGGCAGAGUCACAGAGGGCUGGAUCUGUGUGCUCUAUGGAGUCGUUUCCCAUGCUGAGCAGGGCGUCCAGCAGGAACAUGGAGAGAGACUGGGAGAACGGAUCUAUAGCUUCUUCCAUUACUUCAACUGAGUACAAUGGUCCUAAACUGUUCAAGGAGCCGAGCUCCAAGUCCAACAAGCCAAUCAUCAUCAAUGCCAUUGCUCACUGCUGUCUGGCUGGAAAAGUCAAUGAGACCCAGAAGAACGUUAUUCUGGAGGAGCUUGAAAAGUGCGAGUCCAAUCACCUGAUCAUCCUCUUCCGUGACGGCGGGUGCCAGUUCCGCGCCAUUUAUUCGUACUCCCCAGACACAGAGGAGAUCAUCAAGUUCACAGGCACAGGGCCGCGCAGUAUCGGCCGGAAGAUGAUCGACAAGCUCUACAAAUACAGCUCGGACCGCAAGCAGUUCAACAUCAUCCCCGCCAAGUCGGUGUCGGUCAGCGUGGAUGCCCUGACCAUCCACAACCAGCUGUGGCAGGUCAAGAGACCGGGGAGUGCAAGGAGGAAGUGAGAAAGAUGACUCUUGUUAUAGUUUAUGUUCUACUGUUGGGCAGGACCCAAUAAUUUCUGAGAUGAUUGACAUGUGAUCAUGUGACUGACAUGUCAUCAGACGAGGGGGGGUUAGAUGUUCUUAUUAACGGAGAUGUCAGUCUGUGGCAGCGUGAGAAUAUGAAACACCUGCCAACUGAAUGUUUUCUUUGUCUCGUUAGCUUUUUAUUCUGCAUGUCACACUUUUAAUUUGUGGGUACAUCCUGCAUUGAUUAGGCAGUACUGAUGAUUCCUAUGUAGCGGUGCAAGGAGAUCAAGUCGAGGACUACUGAAUCUACUCACAGUAGAAAUCAUACUACUGAUACCAAGUGCAACUACUGACAGGCAAUGGUGGACAUUCACUUGAUUAUGCUAUUUCAGCUUGGCAAAAAAAUACCCAACUGCUGUGAUUAAUCCAGGCUCCACAUACAGAGCCCCAAUUAUUCACCAGUAACUUGUACUGGUCAGUGCUUUUAUGAAGAGGGAACUAACUUUUUAUAUGUAAGUAUGGAAUGGAUGUUAGUGAGUGGUAAUGUCCAGUCUUGUUUUCUAUUUAGUGUGUUUGCGGAAGUGUGUGAGUCUUUGUGCUAGGGAAGGGGAGAGCUGAAUGCACCGCUUGUGCAUCCUGGUCAUAGACUGUGGAAAAGAAAUGAACGUAGUCACCGUGAUGAAGCCUCAAAUUUUGCUUUGCCAUCACCUUCUUUGCUGUUUGGAGCGAGAAGUGACCAUAUUUGGAUGAGAGGGAGGAGUUAGGUUAUCCGUUAAUGCUAGUGUCAUCCUUUUCCUUCUGCUUAUUCGGGGCUGGGUUGCGGGGGCAGCAGGCUAAGCAAGGUAUUCGAGGCGUCCCUCUUCCCAGUAGUGUUUUUAAGGUCUUUUUGGGGAACCUUGAAGCGUUCCAAGAUCAGAAGAGAUAAGUAUUCUCUCCAGCGUGUUCUGGGCCUCUUACCAGUUAGACGUGCCCGGAACAUCUCAAAUAACAGGAGGCAUCCUGAUCAGACGCCGAAACAACUGCCCCUUUUGAGACAAAAAGCAGCGGCUCUACUGCUGUCUGAGAUCGACUGUCAGGUUAGAAAUGACAACUUGUAGAAAGCUUCUUGUUGUAUGGCAGCCAGUGUUGCAGUAUUACGUUAACUCUCAUUGCUAGUGCUCUAAGCCAAAUUUAAUGAUUUUGGCGGACAACUCGUCAGUUGAAAGUGAAAGAGAUGGAUAUUUUGUUUUGUGUGUGCACUUUCCCUGCACAGAAUUCAAUCAUGUCCUUAAGCAUAUCCUGCUUUAUUAUCUAUUUUACUUAAAAUGGGACCACAAGUUUAAAAAAAGAUCAUCAUGCUAUGUUGAGACUUGAAACUAGCAAUUGAGGCCAUAAACUCACUAGUAAAAUGUUUACUGAAGUUAUAAAUCAAUUGAAAAGUAAAGUUACUUUGUUAUUGAUUUUUAUUAAAUCUUACUUCUUUUUGCAACCAGUGCAGUCGCCCCCUGCUGGCCUUUAGAAAGAACGCAGGUUUCUAGGCACUUCUGCAUUGGCUUCACUUUUUAAACCUGGAGGCUUCGUCCACUUCUUUUCUACAGUCUGUGAUCCUGCUCUGAAUGUGUUCUCUCACUUUCUUUAUUAUGCUUUAAUACUGCAACAAAACUAUGGAGCAAAGCAACAAUUUUUAUUUUCAGUUUGGGAGCUGUGUGCUGCGGUUACAGAAACAGAAGAGAAAUCAUUUUUACAGACGGGGAAAUUGUACUAGUAUUCCAAACAGGAAGCGCUUCUCAGACUCAGUGCAUUAUACGUUUUCAGUAGUGCAUUAUAUAUACUUAUAUUCCAGCACCAGUACGAGCCACCUGAGAUCCCUGACUGGCUCAUACUGCUGAACCAAAAUGAACCGAGCUAUGCCACUGAGCCGUUUGCUGCUCAUUAACUGCUCACUGAUUUCUUUCUGGUGAGACGUACGGUUUUAAUGUAGCUUCUGGCGCUCAACA